Messenger RNA from Penicillium chermesinum, 1971 nucleotides. RefSeq lists its product as uncharacterized. Lineage: Eukaryota; Fungi; Ascomycota; Eurotiomycetes; Eurotiales; Aspergillaceae. Bases 1 to 1971 code for a protein of 656 amino acids. The record is from RefSeq and is a predicted model, not a curated record. The transcript has 7 exons.
AUGAGUGGGAAGAAGAUCACCGAAUGGUUCGAUCGGCCUAAGUUCGCGAUUGUCAACCAGAACAGUACUCCCGAAAAGAAGCCGCCUCGUGUGACACCAUUUACAUCACCCUCAUCUUCCGCUCUCACCGAGCCCACAUCGUCCUUCCUUGUCGACCUUACCUCCGAUAACGACGCCAACGACAAUGCGGUUCAAGAAUCUAUUCGCAACUCUGAGCCACCGAAGGAUUUUUCAACCGCGGGAGGUGUCGUGCCGCCACCUAAGCCCGAACCCGAGAUUGCUUCCGUAUCAUCAACCUUUGUGAGCGAUGGAAUAUCGUCUUCUCAGCGCAUUCUCAAAGAUGGCAAGGAGGUCGUUAUCAGCUCCGACGGUGAGGAAUCAGAUGAUUCCAGUAGCUCGUUUGAAGACCCUGCCCUCUUCUUCGACUUCAAAUCAAAACCAGCCGGGAAAAGCGCCUCCAAGACUUCCAUGACAAAGCUACCGGUCAAAAAAUACAAGAAUACAAUGGAUUCUUUAGUGAUUGGCGCCGUGGAUGACAUUGAGGAACAGGGCAAGGUCGCCAAAUCUAGAGCGGCGUUGACAUCGCCACAACAGGGCGAAAAAGUCCCUAGAUCAAAAGAGUCGAUCUUGGCGUCUGUCCUAGGUGGAGAUGACGAGGGACCUAGUGUCGAGCGUAUACUGAAUGCUGUUCGAAGAACCGAGGCUUUGGAUGUCACAAAGACGUGGAGGUUCCUGGAUCAUGCUCAGACUCCUGGGCAAACAAACGAGUUUCCAACAAACUCAUUCCCACCUCAUUCUCAUCUAGCUGCUCUACGAGAUUUCGAAUCGCGAUCUCGGAUGCUCCAGUCCGGAGUCUUGGAGUUUGCGGCAAAACUCCAACGUCUCCCAGACGAGUUCCUGUUGUGGCUCUUCUGCUCUGUGUCUCUUGAAAGGAGAGAAGACUUGAGAAGUGCCUAUUGUAGAAUAUUUUCGCAUACCUCUAGAGAGCGGGUAAUGACUUUGAUCCGACCUCACCAUAUUGACGAACUCUUCCAGAAUUUAGGAGCUAAGCCAGAGGCUUUGGAUCCCUCCCACGUCAUUGUUGAAAACUCAGAGCAUUCGUCGCAUCCCCCUUCCCCGAGACAUAAAGAGCUUUUCCUAUCUGCGUUCGCCAUGCUGCGAGAAUCCGCUGAGCUUCUUGCUCCUGAUGCACGUGCACACGCUAUUCACGUUCUCUUACGAAUUACAGUGGAUGGCUCAUUGAUCACGAAUGACAUGAUCCAAUCUGGGCUGCAAACCUGUCUAACUGCUUUGUUAGAUAACGUUGCAGCUGCCGAUGUGACUGAGAUGAACCUUCUGAUUGGAAAACCUAUAUUUGAGACCGUGCCACAUGCUGAGUUCCUGUCCUGCAUGCUUGAGAACAUGUUACCGACUAUGCCCUGGAUCUCAUUGUUGCGAUACCGCCUCGUAGUAGCAUUCCUACUCCGGAACCCUGAGCCACUCACUGAAUCACCUGAAGUUGUGGUUGACCUGAAACGUCUGACGCACUUUUUGGCCCGUGACGAGCGUUUCCAUGCUAAGUCACACCAAGCCAACGAAACCUAUGAUUACGGUGAACUACUGGCCAUCGCUAUGCUCCUCGAAGUGGCCGUUACCUCGGCACCCUACGAUAUGAUAUGCGACCAAAAAGAUGCUGAAGAGCGAUUCAAUGGGGCUGUUGAUAAGUUUGCUAGCCAGGUCAAGCUCAUCUUCAGCUCCAUCAAGGACACCGGUGCUUCCCAUCUGAAACGCAUGGUGGCCAAGGAGGCCCUCGAGUCUCUUCAUUACCGUGCUCUCUAUUCUGUCAGAACCAAGCCCGCACCAAGAAAAUCAUACUUUGGAAAUCCGGGGAGGCAAAGGAACCACGAUAUUAAGGGGAUGUUUCAAAAAAUGAGGGAUCUCCCAUUUCACUACAGUCCUACCAAAGACCGAACCGCAAGCUUCCCUUUAUGA